UGCGUCUGACUCUCGCACCGACUCCCGGCUCGUGCGCGGCUCCCGGCGGGCCCGGGUGCGGGCGCCCGCCGACAUGCGUCCCCUCCUCGGCCUGCUCCUCAUCUUCGCGGGCUGCACCUAUGCCCUGUACCUGCUGUCGACGCGCCUGCCCCGCGGGCGGACCCUGGGCUCUGGCGAGGACGCUGGAGAAAGCAGGUCACUGUCGUUCCCCUCGGACCUGGCCGAGCUGCGGGAGCUCUCCGAGGUCCUCCGGGAGUACCGGAAGGAGCACGAGGCCUACGUGUUCCUGCUCUUCUGCAGCGCCUACCUCUACAAGCAGGGCUUCGCCAUCCCCGGCUCCAGCUUCCUGAACGUGUUGGCCGGGGCCCUGUUCGGGCCGUGGCUGGGGCUGUUCCUGUGCUGCGUGCUGGCCUCGGUGGGCGCCACCUGCUGCUACCUGCUCUCCAGCCUUUUCGGCAAGCAGCUGGUCAUGUCCUAUUUCCCGGACAAAGUGACCCUGCUGCAGAAGAAGGUGGAGGAGAACAGAAACAGCUUGUUUUUUUUCUUGCUGUUUUUGAGACUUUUCCCCAUGACACCAAACUGGUUCUUGAACCUCUCCGCCCCGAUCCUGAACAUCCCCCUGAUGCAGUUCUUCUUCUCCGUGCUCAUUGGCUUGAUCCCCUACAAUUUCAUCUGUGUGCAGACGGGCUCCAUCCUGUCCACCCUCACCUCCCUGGACGCUGUUUUCUCCUGGGAAACCAUCUUUAAGCUGUUGGCCAUUGCCUUGGUGGCCUUGGUCCCCGGGACCCUCAUUAAAAAAUUCAGCCAGAAAAACCUGCAUUUGGACGAAGCGAGCCACGUUGGUCACUUAACUGUCAGGAAGGACACAUGACCCGGAUGGCGGGGCUCACUCCUUCCUUGUGUAACGAGUGUGGCCCUCAGAUGCACUCUUUUUUAAAAAAAAAAUUGUUUUUUUAAUUGCCUCUGCUUGGACCCUGUUCGUUAUGUGCAUCAUCUUAUCCCAAAGGACAAGCCAUGCGCUCUAGGUGAAUUCUGGCUGGUUUUUGCUGGGUGCCCUGCGACAAAGAACUGCUGGCGGUGCCCAGUGCCCAGCCCGCAGGAUGUGAGCGUCUCAUCCCCGUGAGCCUCUCGGGCGGCGCUAGGCGGUGGUGGAUGAGCGUUUGACGAGUGGAUGUUACUCGUGUCCCCGUGAACCCACAUCACCGACGUCCCUCUUCCUCUCCCGAGUUCCCGCUGUGCUGUGUGCUGUCGGUGACCUACCUACCUCUUCCCUAAGCCGAGGGAAACCAAGCCCAGAACUGUGGCCCAGAACACGGCGAGCCCGGAGCACGGCGACCUCUGCCAUGCACUUGGCCUUCAGAGACACCGAGUCCCCGAUCUGCGAGCUCUCGCCGGGCGGCAUGUGGCGGCCAGGAAUGGCAGACGGAAGAUGCAGCAGGAACAGAGCCAGCUCCCAUCACGUCUGUGUCCUGGAGAAAUUCUUCCCUGUGGGGGACGGGCAGGGCCCUUGCUUCUCCUGAAUCCGGGGACAGUCCAUCUCCCAAUCUUGUCCUUCCUGUCCUUUCCCCUUGCCUCCUGCAGGGGGAAGAGGUGUGGUAGCCUCGGGUGCCAGCCCGUAAGCCUGCUGACCACUUUCCAUUUUCUCUUUUGCUGAAAAUAAUGGAGCAGUCACGCCCUCUCUUCAGUCCAAGUUUGGGAUCUCUCUGCCGUGUGGUUUUUAACACGCUGAGGCUGGCGCUGUCAUAUGUGUUUCUCGCCAUCCAGUCACUCCAUUGAUAAUGGUCUACGCAGUGGGUGGGCACUGAACAAAAGUAACACGGAGGGCCAGGGGGUGUUGCACAGCCCGGGAAGGCACUUGCCUUGCAUGUGGCCCACCCAGGUUUGAUCCCCAGCACCGCUGAUGGUUCCCUGAGCACUUUUGGAGUGAUCCCUGAGCACAGUCAGGGGUAAGUGCAGAGGAUAUCCAGGUGCCCCUAAUUACCACCCUCCCCUCCCCAAAAAAAAUUAAAGUGUCACAUGAGAUUUUGGCACCAGUGGCCAUUUCUGUUAGUACGUCCCAUCUGAUGGGAUAUCUACAUAUGAGCCAACCGAUGGUAACCGUGUUCCUCACAUGUCACUAUCAUUACUCCCGGCAGCUCCCUAAAAUGGCUCCGAGGACAGAAGGACCUUGUCAUCUAAGCUGGCAGGCUCUGAGCUCCUGCUCUUGCAGGAGGGACUCAAUUUUUUACCAGUCCUUUUGCCCUGGGGCUUCACCUCUGGACUUUUUUUUUUUUUUUGACUGGACUUGACCAAAGAUACUGCAAAGCUUUAGUCUGAGUGUAUUGCUCUAUGAAUUCUUGAGAAGGACUGAAUUCUCCAAGUGAAUGUGUGUGUGUGUGUGUGUGUGUGUUUCUCCAAUGACCAACAGCACACGAGGACUUCAUUUUCAAAAGCCUGGCUGCUUUCAGAGAAGCAGCCCGGGGUGAAGUGGCCGACGGGAGUGGGAUAUCUGUAGCUCACUGUGUGACGUGAAUUGAGGAAGGGGGGAACAGUGCCCCCCGUCCUCGAGUGUGUGCCCUUUGCCUUCGAUCAGGAAGAUUCCUCCCUCCGAGGUAUGGGAACAAUGUGCCUUAUCAGUUGUGGGUUUACAGGUAUUCUAAAAUAAAUGGACAUAAAUGUUU
Molecule: messenger RNA, 2660 nt
Organism: Sorex araneus (European shrew)
Lineage: Eukaryota; Metazoa; Chordata; Mammalia; Eulipotyphla; Soricidae
Gene: TMEM41A
Product: transmembrane protein 41A
Exons: 5
Coding region: 74-871 (265 amino acids)
Source: RefSeq, a predicted model, not a curated record